AUACAAAAAAGAAAAGGAAAAGGAAAAGAAAAAAGGUUAAGGGGAGAAAACCUGGCACGGCGACACCCACCAACGCACACACAAACUGCAAUGGCCGGAAAACCUGGUGCUGCGGCGCCCACAUAUUCGCCAUCGAUGACCGGUCAGCGGAAGAAGAGGCCCUCGAUUCAAAACGACUCUGAAUGGGUCCGACCCGACGGCCGCGGCCUCCACCAGUGCCGCCCUGCAUUUUUAAAGACCGGCGCAGUGAAUUCUGCCUCGGGGUCUGCUUAUGCAGAGUUCGGAAACACCAAGGUCAUUGUAUCUGUCUUUGGUCCCAGGGAAAGUAAGAAAGCUAUGAUGUAUAGUAAUGAUGGGCGGUUGAAUUGUAACGUCAGUUAUACAACUUUUGCUUCUCCUGUUCGUGGUCAGACUCCAGAAACUAAGGAUCUUUCGUCAAUGCUCCACAAAGCUCUGGAGGGUGCCAUUAUACUGAAAUCUUUCCCUAAGACGACUGUUGAUGUCUUUGCUUUGGUAUUGGAAUCUGGAGGAAGUGAUCUUCCAGUAAUCACGUCGUGUGCCAGUCUUGCUCUUGCAGAUGCAGGCAUUAUGUUGUAUGACAUGGUUGCCUCUGUUUCUGUGUCAUGUAUCGGGAAGAAUCUUCUCAUCGACCCUGUAUCAGAAGAAGAAAGCCAUCAAGAUGGGGGUCUUAUGAUCACUUGCAUGCCAUCGCGUAAUGAGGUCACGCAGAUGACUGUCACCGGAGAGUGGUCAACAACGAAGAUAAACGAGGCAAUGCAGUUAUGCCUUGAUGCUUGCUCCAAGCUGGGGAAGAUCAUGAGAUCAUGUCUGAAAGAAGCUGCUUCUGCUCCACAGGAUUAGGCACAGAAAAUUAUAUAAAUAUUUCAUUGUCAACAUAAAUUUUGCUGCUCUUUUGUUUUAGGUAAGAAAAUGUUUGCCCAGCAUCAUAGUUUUGUUCAAACCGUGAGUUUUGAUGAUGUUUGUGUCCUUUUCCUUUGACGAAGUCGGAUGGAAUUUGUCAAAGGUGGAUUUGCUGAUGCAUAUAGAUGAUCCAUUUCCUAAAUUUGCAGGCCAAAUAUACUAAUUUAUGUGAAGCCCUUAACUUUUCUGUUAA
This is a messenger RNA of Salvia miltiorrhiza (redroot sage), 1114 nucleotides long. Its product is annotated as exosome complex component RRP41-like. Gene Ontology annotation, cellular component: cytoplasmic exosome (RNase complex); nuclear exosome (RNase complex); nucleolus. NCBI's taxonomy places the organism in Eukaryota, Viridiplantae, Streptophyta, Magnoliopsida, Lamiales, Lamiaceae. Bases 91 to 861 code for a protein of 256 amino acids. Gene Ontology annotation, biological process: nuclear mRNA surveillance; rRNA catabolic process; U4 snRNA 3'-end processing. The record is from RefSeq and is a predicted model, not a curated record. The transcript is spliced from 7 exons.